Messenger RNA from Candida albicans SC5314, 768 nucleotides. RefSeq lists its product as uncharacterized. The coding region runs from base 1 to 768 and encodes 255 amino acids. Lineage: Eukaryota; Fungi; Ascomycota; Pichiomycetes; Serinales; Debaryomycetaceae. The transcript has a single exon. The record is from RefSeq and is a predicted model, not a curated record. Gene Ontology annotation, molecular function: peptidyl-tRNA hydrolase activity.
AUGAGUUAUUCAGAUCACCCACCUAUAAUAUUUUUUUCAAUUGGUAAUCCUGGUCCUAUAACUCGUCAUUCAGUUGGUCAUUUCAUGUUAAAACGAUUAAUGGAAUCAUCAUCAACCACUUCAAUUAAACAAUUGAGUAAUUAUUCAUCAUAUUCAUUAUCAGUUGAUUCUUUUAAUAAUAUAAUUUAUAUUAAAUCCAAUACAUAUAUGAAUGAAUCUUCUAAAGCAUGGAAUAAAUUCAAAUUAUCAAAAGAAUAUAGAUCAUUUAUAAAGGAACAAGACCAAGACCAAGACCAAGACCACCACGAUCAAAUAGUUAGUGUGAUUAUAUUAUAUGAUGAUUUUGAAAAUAAUUUAGGUACGAUUAAAUUAAAGCAAUUUAAAAAAAAAUCUAAUAAUAAUGAAUCCCAUAAUGGUUUAAAAAAUUUAAAACUCUCCAUGAUCGAUGGUAAUAGUAGUAAUGCUACUGGUGAGGCAAUAUAUUUACUUGGAAUCGGAAUUGGACCAAAACCAAAUAAUAAUCCAAGUGGAGAAAUCAUGAGACAAUGGAUAUUAAGUCCAUUUAAUAAACAAUCUGAAAAAUAUAAGUUAGAAACAGAAUCAUUUAAAUUAUUACAAUUAUAUAUUGAUACAAUGAUAGAACAAAUUAGUAAUGAUAAUGAUGGUAUUAUUAAAGAUGUUAAUAAAUUUAAUGCUAAAAUGACAAAAUUAUGGAAAAGAAAACAAUCAGAACAAGAAUCAUUAGAAUCAUCACAAUGGUUAGAGUAA